AUGCGCAUCUCUAGUCUACCCCUUCUUUUACAUACUUUACUUCUUUCCUUACCACUCACAGAAGCAGCCUCGACACCCAAGCACCAGCCUUGGCACGAUGAUUCCCCAGUCUCGGUGAACACCAGCCCGAUUGGCAAGAUCCAAACCCGACCAACCGUCGUAUACAAACCUCGAUCUCUUGACAAGUUUCAUGAGAAACGACGAAAGGGACGAACAGCGUCGCCGUUUGGUGAUCCUGACGAACUGGAGUGGGAUGCUGUAGAGGUUUUGGGGCCGAAUGUCGAGGACAGACACACUUUGGCGCAGCUAGCUCGGAUGGCCGGGAAUGCGUAUUCUCUUGGUCCGGGUCGCCAUAACUGGUAUGAAGUGGAUGAUGCUUGGUCGAUAAGCUUCCCGUUCGGCUGGGAGGACGAGGACGGUUUCCGAGGACACGUCUUUACCUCCUUGGACAAUAACACCGUCAUUCUCUCUAUCAAGGGUACAACUCUCCAAGGACCAACAUCCAAGUUGGACAAAUUCAAUGAUAAUCUAUUGUUUUCUUGCUGCUGCGGCUACGUCUCUGGAGUCGUCGUUAUCAAGCACCCAUGCAACUGCUACGCCAGCGGACUGCGCUGCGAUAACCGAUGUCUAACAGACGCCCUCGUACAAGAGAGUUUGUUCUACUCCAUCGGGACGAAACUCGUAGACGACCUAUUCAGGAUCUACCCAACGGCCAACGUCUGGCUAGUCGGCCACUCCCUCGGGGGCGCCCUCGCAAGUCUCCUCGGGGUAACCUACGGCCUCCCAGCCGUCGCCUUUGAGUCCCCAGGCGAGCGCCUCGCAGCCUACCGCCUCCAACUCCCCAUCCCUCCCCCAGCCUCCUCCAACAGCACCCAAGAUCUUAACCUCCGCUUCCCCACCCCGCGUCCACCCCGCCCGCCACCAUCCAAGUCCCCCCUGGCCUCGUACAUAACGCACGUAUACCACACCGCCGACCCCAUCCCCUUCGGCACCUGCUCAGGCCUCUACUCAGCCUGCGCCACCGCCGGCUACGCGCUCGAAACGCGAUGCCACCUCGGGAAGAGCAUCAUCCUCGACACCGUGAACCGCCUGCACUGGCUCGUCGACGUGCGGAAGCAUGUCAUUAAAGAGGUGGUCAAGUUGCUGGAUAGUCCUGAGACUGGCGGGAAGGAGAUUGAUUGGGGCGAUGAGGGCGAGUUUCCGGAGGAUCCGGGUCCUGGUGAGCCCCCUGGCGACCCGUGGUUUGUGGAUAAUGGUCUGGCGAGUAGGGGUGGGUUGGUGGAGGUGGUUGUGAAGGGUGUGAGGGCUUUGACUGAUUGGAGGGGCUGGACUGUGGAUUUGGUUAAAGGUCGGUGGGGUCCUGGAAUCCCAGGUAGGAAGAAGAAGAAGAGGAGCGAGGAGGAGGAGGGACCUAAGUAUAGCAACCGGGUGCCUAAACCAGUUAUCGAAGCGGAUUGUGUUGAGUGCCACAAGUGGGAGUUUGGCGAUUUUAAAGACGACUGGGGCUAACCCUCUCGUCUCCAUACAUGCACUUGAAGUAGAAGAGCCUUUUCACGAACAGUUUUCACGAGUCUCAUCAGUUGCGAUUCCAUACGUUGUCCUAAAGUUGUAUUAUUAGUCAAUUAUCGAUGCUAUCCGUCCAACACAUAAAUUCAUCCACGUUCUAUCGUCAAUAAAUACGAUCUAACAAAGUCCAAUCUCUAGACCAGCUUAGUUCGGCAACUCGGACGAGCGUGCCCUCUUCCCCGAACCCACACCACCAACCAAAACACCCUGCACAUACACCCUCUCAAUGUUCCUAUCAUCCCCACAGAACAAAAACCUCUCCAACCGCUCCUCCAGCCUCUUUCUCGCCUUCACAUUCUCGUCCUCCUCCGCCUCCACAGCACCCGAGUCCACGUUCUCGUUCAGGCCCCACAAUCCAAUAGACCUUGAGGAGGGCGAGACGAGGAGCGCAUCGAACGCCUUACCGGGUUCGAAACUUCCGAUGUGGGAGUCUAGUUUGCA
This is a messenger RNA of Coprinopsis cinerea okayama7#130, 2007 nucleotides long. RefSeq names its product lipase. NCBI's taxonomy places the organism in Eukaryota, Fungi, Basidiomycota, Agaricomycetes, Agaricales, Psathyrellaceae. Gene Ontology annotation, molecular function: glycerophospholipase activity. Bases 1 to 1509 code for a protein of 502 amino acids. The transcript is spliced from 5 exons. The record is from RefSeq and is a predicted model, not a curated record. Gene Ontology annotation, biological process: piecemeal microautophagy of the nucleus; multivesicular body membrane disassembly; neutral lipid catabolic process.